CUAAACAGGAUUUUAUCUCGAAAAUGACAAAUUUAAUUAUUUAAACAUGUUUUAUUCUAAUUAUGUGACUGAGUUGUAAAAAUUCCACUUUUAAGGCGUGAUUCAUUUUCAAAGGGUCGGAUUGAAAAUUAGUAAAAAUGUCAAUACGGAGUGUUUUUAUAAUUUUGUUACUGAGUAAAUCUCUGGUAAGAGAGUCUAAUGCAGUGCUAAACCACAAAAGGCCCAGUGAGCUGGGCGUUAAAAAUGACUUUUUCGAGUCAGCCGAUGGCGACUAUAUAGACAAGUUCGUCAAUAAAAAUUCCAACGAUAAUACUGAAAGCGCAGUUGGGAGUCUUGAAAAGGCGUUUUCGAAGGGUACAAAAACAAUUAAUGAAACCGCCUCAUCAGUUUUUGAGGCGUUUUCCAAUGGGCUUGGAUUACUGAUAAACGGAAGUGAGAUGGUGGGAGAAAAGGGAGACGCCCUAAUAACGAAAGGUAUUAGUUCAACGGGUCGUUUAGUUGACAGGACGAAGCAAGUGACGAGGGGUGUGACAGAGCUAUUGGAGGACACAAGUCCCGAGUUUGACUCUCGUGUGAGUUCAAAAGAAAAUUUGGACAAGUUUAACCAUUACAUGAGCGAUUAUUUGAAGAAAAAUGAGAAUAAAGUAGAGGAAAGGAUUGGGAGGGAAAAUCUGAUGAGGGAUAAAUAUUACAACUUAUACACCCAAAGAUGCCUUAAAGGUGAUUGUCUCACCCUUGAUAAUCUUAAAGUUGCCGAUCUGGGCAAUAAAAUAAAGCUUUAUUUACCAAGUUUGAAGCAGGUUGACCUUGCGUUACACCUGUUUAAGGAAUCUGUAAACAAUGAAUUCAGCUUCGUUACUACACUGUUGAGAAGGACAAACUACAACUCAACUGAGUUUUUCAUACUAGUACUUGCUAGACAUAAUUUAAAGAAGCGAGAAUUCCUCAACACUAACGAUGAAGGUGUUAAUACCUUCUACUACAAAGCCACACUACUGUAUAAAAAGUUCACAGCUGAGUCAAGAAUAAAGAACCAACUUGACUCCAAAAAGACUCUGACUACUGUUUUGGGCUUCUUUGUCAAGUCUGACCUGGUAAAAGUGGCCCAAAUGUCAUCAUUUGCAGGUGACAUAAAACUUGACCCUGAUGAACUAAAUCAAUUAACUAACAACUUUAAAGAGUAUCUAAUUAAUGAUUCUGAGGAGUUUAAAUAUUUAUCAGACUCCUAUGCAAAUCUUUGUAAAGAAUGUUUACAAGGCACUUAUGAGGAAAACAUGUUCAACACUGAGAUGAUGGAUUAUCUUGUUGAGGGUAAAUACGAUGCUAACGGCAUUUGUAAUGAACAAGGUGAAGAGUGUUUGGCCAUGUUGGAUCGUUAUGUCGAGCGUUGUAAGACUGGCGACUGUUACACUCUAGACCCAGUUAACUUGCUGGAAAAUGUUAGGCUCAGAGUAUUAAUGCCUAAUAUUCCACAGGCGAAACUCGCACUUAGAAUCUUCAAACUAAGUAAGGCCCACAGAGGUGGCAACUUUUUCACGAGAUUCAUCAAAAAUGUGCUCCGAAUACAGACACAAAAGACUCUACGCUCAUUCAUUAUUAUGUUAGCGAGACACAAUGUGAAAAUGUCUUACUAUAACAAUGAAGCUGAAAAGGUUAUUAACCGUUUCCUAUACCAGUCAACUUUGUUUUUUGUAAGGUUUUUAACUGUUUCUAAAUUAAUCACAUUUUACUCCUUGGGUAAGUUUACCCUAUGGCUAUUCUCAUUUGGGAGAUAUAAAUAUCUCAAGGAGCUGGCCAAGGACAUAACAUUUGGAAAUAAAAUUGUCUUAACCCAUGAUUUAUCAAAUGUAAUGGUCAAAUACAGCGAUUACCUCGUCAAGUUUAACGAGAGUAAAUUACAUAAAAUAGCUAAAUACUUUGCUUCCAUGUGUAGGGAGGUGGUAAUGAAGCAUGUGAAUGUGGACAAAAUAAGUGCAGACAUGUUCGACACUAUGGAGGAGAUUAAGCCUGAGGAAAUUUGCGGUAAAAAUGAAAAGCUCGAUUGUCCUCCUCUAGUUAAAUUAUUCCUCGACCGUUGUAAAAACGGCGAUUGCUAUACUCUUGACACCAAGGAUUUCUUUACUCUAAAUCGCAUGACUAAAUUAACACUUCCAGUACUGCACCAAGUUGACGCCGCUAUUCAUAUUUUCAACAACAGUAGUUCCAAUAAGGGCAGAUUUCUCAGAUUAGCCAAGUCCCUAAGCACUGGCGGAGAUGUGGACCCUUUUAUACAGUUUUACAGGAAUUUAGUAAACCAUAACGCGAAACUAAUUACAUAUAAAUCAUUUGAUAACGAGGUGCUUAACAGAUAUCUUUUCAACUCUGCAGUUUAUUACAAGUUCAUCAGUGAUAAGCAUUUGCUGGACUCUGUAGACUCUGAAUUUCUCCGAGAGUUUAAUCACACUUCGGAGAAAGUUGAGGGGUUUAUGAACAGGACUUUGAGGGCUCUAGUUGGUGCAGAAAGGGUCAGAUUCUCAGACAUUGAGCUCGACGAGGUUUUCAGAAUCUAUCAUAAAUACUUUUACAAUACUCAAGUUGUCAAGAACCAAAACGGGCUCGAACUCUUUAUCCAAUCCUGUCAGAAAGUUAUCAGACUGUUCAAAAGUAUGCAAAAUGAUGAUAAAAAAUUUAAUCAAUACAUUAAAUCCCUUGAAGAAUAAUUCUAUUCUGGGCUAAUUUUUGUAAGAUUAUUACUGUAAAUUAUCGUAAAAGGCUUUGGAAAAUUCCAUUCCUAUUAUUUUAAUCUAUUCUUUUCA
This is a messenger RNA of Theileria parva strain Muguga, 2795 nucleotides long. Its product is annotated as Rhoptry-associated protein 1 (RAP-1) family protein. Lineage: Eukaryota; Apicomplexa; Aconoidasida; Piroplasmida; Theileriidae. The record is from RefSeq and is a predicted model, not a curated record. Bases 138 to 2699 code for a protein of 853 amino acids. The transcript has a single exon.